Molecule: messenger RNA, 3075 nt
Organism: Mycosarcoma maydis (corn smut)
Lineage: Eukaryota; Fungi; Basidiomycota; Ustilaginomycetes; Ustilaginales
Product: putative eukaryotic translation initiation factor eIF-3
Exons: 1
Coding region: 1-3075 (1024 amino acids)
Biological process (GO): formation of cytoplasmic translation initiation complex; translation reinitiation
Cellular component (GO): eukaryotic translation initiation factor 3 complex, eIF3m; eukaryotic translation initiation factor 3 complex, eIF3e; multi-eIF complex
Molecular function (GO): translation initiation factor activity; mRNA binding
Source: RefSeq, a predicted model, not a curated record
AUGCCUCCGUUCGCCAAACCCGAGACCGUCCUGAAACGGUCCGAGGAACUCAUCAAUGUCGGUCAACACCAGGCCGCUUUGGCCGCGCUCAACGAGAUUUUCACCUCUCGUCGUUUCAAGCAGACUCCUCUCCAGUCGCUUGAACCCAUCAUGCUCCGAUUUGUCGAUCUUUGCGUUGAUCUCAAAAAGGGAAGGAUGGCCAAGGAAGGUCUGAUGCAAUACAAGAACGUCUCGCAAAACACAAACGCUCAAUCCAUCGAGCUCGUCAUCAAGCACUUUAUCAAGCUCGCCGAUGCCAAAGUCGUAGAGGCUCAGUCCAAGGCCGAUGCCGCCGUUGGUGAAAUUGACGUCGAUGACCUCGAGGAGUCCGAGACCCCCGAGAGCAUGCUCCUUGGCUCGGUCAGCGCUGACCAGAACAAGGACCGCACCGAUCGUGUCCUCGUCACGCCUUGGCUCAAGUUUCUCUGGGAGGCCUACCGUACCGCGCUCGACAUUCUCCGCAACAAUGCUCGUCUCGAGGUGCCCUACCAGCAGAUCGCCAACCAGGCACUCAAGUUUUGUCUUCAGUACCAACGCAAAACCGAGUUCCGUCGUCUCUGCGAAGUCCUCCGUCAGCAUCUCCAAAACGUUGCCCGCUACUCUCACCACGCCCACGCCAUCAACCUCACCGACCAGGACACCCUCCAGCGUCACCUCGACACCCGCUUUGCGCAGCUCAACUCGGCCGUCGAACUCGAACUCUGGCAAGAGGCCUUCCGCUCCGUCGAGGACAUCCACAACCUCCUCACCAUGGCCAAAAAAGCUCCUCGUCCCGCCAUGAUGGCCAACUACUACGAGAAGCUCGCCCGUAUCUUUAUGGUCUCGGACAACAACCUCUUCCAUGCCGCUGCCUGGAACCGCUACUACGCCCUUGCACGCUCCAUCGCAAAGUCCGAGCAAGAACACACCCAGAUCGCCUCGUACGUUCUCAUUAGCGCCCUCGCCGUCCCCGUCAUCUCGUCCAACGCUCCCGGCACCGGCAACCUGCACAAGUCCAAGUCCGACUUUCUCCAGGCCGACCACGAGGCUCGAAGCCGCACCGGUCGUCUCACCUCGCUUCUCGGCCUCAGUCGCACCCCCACUCGCGCCGGUCUGCUCAAGGAGGCUCUCAAUCGCGACAUUCUCAAAAAGGCGCGUCCCGAGCUUCGCGAACUCUACAACAUCCUCGAGGUCGAAUUCCAUCCCCUCUCCAUCUGCGCCAAGAUCGAGCCCAUCCUCGCCUCGAUCUCGCAGGAUGCCGAGAUGGCAAAGUACGUCAAGCCUCUUCACUCGGUCGUUCUCACUCGCCUCUUCCAGCAGCUCAGCCAGGUCUACGACGCCGUCAAGCUCUCCAAGGUGAUGCAGCUCGUCUCUGCCUUCAAAGCUCCUCACAGCUACACGCCCGCCGAAAUCGAAAAGUUCUGCCUCAACGCCUGCAAAAAGGGUCACCUCAACAUCCGCAUCGACCACGUUGCCCAGGCCAUCACCUUCCAGGACGAUGUCUUCUCCACCGACGUCCAUCCCGCCGCUUCCGCCUCGUCCGAAGCUGACAACGUUGGUCUGCAGGCCUCCCCCUCUGAGCUCGUGCGCACCCAGCUCAGCCGACUCGCCACCUGUCUCGACACCACGCUCAAGACCAUCGAUCCCACCAUCCUUGCCGAUGCGCAGGCUGCCAAGCGUCACGUUUUUGCGCGCGCCGUCGCUGCCGCCGAAGACGAGCACAAGGCUGCCAUUGCCCGCAAGGCGCUCCUCGCGCGUCGCAAGGAGCUGCUCGAGGAAAUGGCUACGCGCAAGGAGCGAGAAGAGGCGGCCGCGCGUGCCGAACGCGCUCGUGCUGCCGCCGAGGCCGAACAGAAGCGCAUCGCCGAAGAACAAAAGAAGCGCGAACAGGAUCGCCUUAACAAGGAAGUCGAGGCGGUGCGCAUCGAGGAAGCCAAGAAAAUGGCAAAGUCGUUGCAAGAGCGCGGAGGUCUCAAGCUUUCCGAGGAAGAACUUGCCAAUCUGGACACGGACAAAUUGGUCCAGAUGCAGGUAGAGCAGAUCGAAAAGGAAAAGAAGGAGCUUGCCGAGCGUCUGCGUCUCAUCCACCGCCGAAUGGACCACCUCGAGCGUGCCUACCGUCGCGAAGAGGCUCCCUUGCUUUCGGCUGACUACGAACGACAGAAGCAGGAAGACCUGCAAUAUCACAAGGCGGCUCGCAUCACGCUGUUGCAGACUUCCAAGGACAAACACGCCGCCGACCUCGAGAUCAAGAAGCGUCUCACCCGAAUCUUGCCCGACUACCAGCAGCUUCGUUCCAUUAUCGAGGAUAAACGUCGCGGCGAAUUUGAAGAGCGAAGGAGAAAGGCUACCGAGCAGAUUGAGCUCGAAAAGGAAAGGCGUCGUCAGCAAGUGCGCGACGAGAGGAGACGCGAGCGACAAGAGGCCGAAGAGGCCGAACGUCGCCGCGUCCAAGAGGAACAAGAGGCUCGUGCUCGUGCCGAGGAGGAGGAGCGCCUCGCCGAGCAGCGUCGUGUCGAAGAGGCUCAGCGCGCCGAGCUCGAGGCCAAGAAGCGCGCCGAAAUCGAGGAGCGAAGGGCCAAGUUCCAGGCGACCGCCGACAAGCAACGACAGCGCGAGGAGGAGGCCGAGGCCAACCGUCGUUCUCGUGCCGCCGGUACUGGUGCUGCGCCUGCACAAGAGUUGGCCGCUGCUGAUGCUACAUGGCGCCGUGCUAGUGGCAGCCCUGCACCCACUCAAGCCGAGUCGCAACGUCCUCCCAUCUUUGGCGCUGCUCGUACCGGUGGCGCUGGAGGCUGGCGUGAGCGCUUGGCUGCCAAGGAGGCCGCUGGUGGCAAUGCUACUGCUGCUCCUUCUGCUCCUGCUGCCGCUCCUGCGCCUGCCUCUUCGGGAGCCUACCGACCUGGUAUGUUCCGUGCCGCUGCCGGUGCUGGCGCUGGGGGACGGACGGAUCGCGUGGCGGCCACUCCUCUCCCUCCCGCUGCCGCGGCUGCCGAGAGCGACGGCUUUACCGAGGUCAAGAAGAACGUCUACCGUCCUCCUGGUCGUCGUGCCUGA